This is a messenger RNA of Chara braunii, 3325 nucleotides long. The record is from the annotation of a GenBank genome assembly. NCBI's taxonomy places the organism in Eukaryota, Viridiplantae, Streptophyta, Charophyceae, Charales, Characeae.
CUUUGUGACGUUGUGACGUUUUGGCGGGGGUGCCUCCAGCUGAUCGGAUUACUGUUUGUGUUGCCGGGCCGCCCCAACUUGGGGACAGCUGCCGAAAGUUCUGUACGUGUGUCUCUCUUGUGUUCUUUGUGGGUGAAGUGUCCUGUGUGUGUGUUGUGUCUAUUCCAACUCCACAAGGGAAGGGGUGGACUGUAACAGAUUGGUCGUCGAGCUUUCACCGAGCUUCCACGAGCUUUCACCUUUGUUUCGUCGAGCUUUCACCGAGCUUUCACCUGUGUUUCCUCGAGCUUGCACCUACUCAUCACGAGUACGGCCCGGUGUGUUUAGACCCUCUUUUGUUUGUGCGUAUUGGCGUAGAAAAGAAAUCCUUGCAACUGUGGCGGUGUUUCCCCGUGCAUGGCGUUUCAUCAAGCAUCGGGAUCGGAUCGAACUCGGGAUCGAGCGUCGGGAUCAGAUUGAACGCGGGAUUGAGCAUCGAUCGGAUCGAACGCGCAAUCGAGCGUCGGGAUCGGAUCGCACAUCGGGGUCGUAGCGCAAUUGGGGCCAUAUUUCAUUGUUGUGACUCAGCGUUGGAUUGGAUCAAGGAAAGGGACUUGUUGGUUGCCUCGGCGGGGGACACGUGUCAAACGUAAGCUGCGGGCAAAUCAUAGUAAACAGCUGCUGCCUGUCUUGCACAGGACUUGUAAGAGACGGAAACGCGGAACAUACCUCCUCUCUUGACAGGUGAUAGGAACUGAGUUGACCAAACCCACACGGGCUGAGUAGGGCUUAAGUCCAUGUCUAAUGAUUGACUGACCCGAAGGACAAACCCUCCCAAGGACUGGUACAGACCGGCGGGCUGGCAUGGUAGGCCCAAAUUUCGAGCUGUGGGCUGCACAACCAGUUGUCUAAGUCUUGAAAGGACUUGCUGAUCGCGUCGUCCUGUCUGCGACGUUAAAGAAUUUCUGAGGAAUUAUGGGCGAUCUCCUUAAAUGCUUCCUGAUCAGCAUUGAAGUUCUGUAGUGACAGCUUAGCAGUAGUUAUCAAGGUUAGAGACCCUAGUUGACAGGGUUCUACACGGAUCCUGUAGUCCUCAGAGAGUCAUUCGAUCAAGUGGGUAGGUCUAAGUGGUGAGGAGUGGGACUGUUUUGUCGUGCACCUGACACCAUUGAUGACUACCCUAUGUACGACUUGCUCGUGGGGUUCUCCCUCUGGGGGACCCUUUGGCGUCUCCUUUUUCCGUUGGGGUUCUGGAACACCAUGUGAGACAAGGGGUGGUGCAGGGACCACCCCCUACACGGAGGAGUGGGAGGAGGAGGCCGCAAAAAUUUUGGCCGAGGAGAAGGCCAAGAAAGAGAAGAGGGAGGUGGUGAAGCAGGCCAAGGAGUUGGCCUUACUGGAGGAGCAGGCCGCAAACAAGAAGUUGGAGGAGGAAUUGGAGAAAUUGAAGAGGGAAGAAGAAUCAAAAUUGAAAGCAGUGGAAGCGAAAAAAGAACAAGAAGAGAAAAAGGUAGAAGAGGAAGUCCCCUUGAUCAUAAAGAUGUCACCAGAGGAAUUAGAGCCUCUGACAAGCUGCAAACAGUCCACUCUCGACUCUCGCCAGUGGAAGAGUGCGAAGGUACUCAAGGGAGUAAUGAAUGAGUUGGUAGUUGUCCCUGGCCAUGGAGUCACUGAGACUCAGUUGGUCCAACUGUUUUAUCGUGCUAUGCCUGAGCCCUUGCGCCGGCUCUUCUUUGAGAAAAGCAAGGAGUCCACUAUGACCUAUGAUACCUUGAGUAGGGAAGUAGUGGCUUUCGAGGCCCAGUCCAUGCCAACCACCACCUUUUGGCACAAGGAUCUGGACAAGGGCCAAAAAUGGAAGGAUCGUACCAUCUCGGGCCAAAUCAAGGCCAAGGAUCACUUGACCCUGACUCUAGAUGAGGGUGGUACGGAAGAGGUUCCAUAUAAUCAAAUAGAGUGGGGCCUAGAGGAGGAGGGCAGUGGCGAUAGUCAAGGAAGGACUUACGCUGCUGUCGCGGCUGGAGGGAGGUCGCAAGGAAGAGGAGCCGGGGCCAAGGGGGUCGGGCCUCUGGUGGUCGAGGAGAGGGCAAUCAAGGGGUUGGCAACAGAGGAAAUCGCCAAGAGGGAGGUAGGAGUCGAGGUCCCCCGCAAAACCGCUCUUGUCUCACUCGAUCACCUCCUAGGAGGGGUGGAUGGCACCCUGGCUUGCCACAAGGGAGGCCUUGGGAAGAUCUGGGCUUUUAUAACAAACAGUGCGGCAGAGGCGGAUAGACCAGGAUUAGUGCAUGUAUUGCGCUUGCUGUGGCCGUUGGGAGGGCUGGCAUACGUCGGGCACGCGGGGACGCCCCAGGAUGAUUUGAAGGUGGCCGUGGCCGGACCUUUGACACACAUUCCAAUGGGCUUAUUCUGGUUCGUGCUUUGGAUUGCAGCCAGUCGGGGCAAGCUUGCACUCAACUACUACGGCAACUUCUUCAUAAAUCUCGUGCGGGAUGCGACAUUCCUCAAUGUCAUCCUGUUUUGCUUCAACCUGCUUCUCCCAGCGUAUCCCCUUGACGGAGGUCGCGUGUUCAUCAAUAUCCUGCUUAUCUUCCAAGUGAGCACGCAGAAGACAGCAAUUGCAGCACUGUCUGUCUCCACCCCGCUGGCGCUACUUGUGAUAAUCUAUUUUGCACUUGCCGGAAACUGGCUGGGGAUGCUUGUCGGGUGUUGGAUCUUGCUUCAGAAUGUAUACCUGUUUAUGUAUGUCAAAGAUGGUCGGGCGGAUGAACACCCCCUCUUUGCCAGACAAGAGCAGCAGGAGAGGGCCACACAGGACAGUAUGUCUAUGCCUAUGCAGCAGAAGGUCUAGAGAGGGAGAGCACGAGACCCCUUUUUCGUAUGAUGGUAGGGUGGACGAUAACUCACUCCUUGCCAGACAAGACCAGCAGCAGCAAGCCGCACAAGACUGCAUGUCAGUAGCUAUGCAGGACAAUUGAGAUUGAGAUUUUGAGACUGAGAGAGAGAGAGAGAGAGAGAGAGAGAGAGAGAGAGAGAGAGAGAGAGAGAGAGAAGUCUACAGGCAUACAAGUCUGUUUUGCCAAUAGCCUUCGGUUCGUGUAUGUUUCGUUAAAUUUGGGUGCUAGCCGUGCUAGGUUUGCAGAUACCAUUUGUAGUUAUGGAUUUGUUGCAGUGCAGACUCCUCAUUGGAGAGCCUUCCUUUUCCUUCCCUGUUUGGUAUGUUGCCAGCACUUCGAGUCCGAGUGAAGUCCUGCUAUUUUUGAAGGCACUGUUCCCAGAGCAAUGCAAGUGUCUUCUCUUCUUAUUUACUGGGGGUGAUAUAUAUAUAUAAUGAAAUCAACUACCGAAA